Ruditapes philippinarum (Manila clam) is the source of this 1353-nucleotide messenger RNA. RefSeq lists its product as uncharacterized. Bases 36 to 1145 code for a protein of 369 amino acids. The transcript is spliced from 2 exons. The record is from RefSeq and is a predicted model, not a curated record. NCBI's taxonomy places the organism in Eukaryota, Metazoa, Mollusca, Bivalvia, Venerida, Veneridae. Gene Ontology annotation, molecular function: protein binding.
CUGGUGGGAUAAUUAACAGGCUACUGUGGACAAAAAUGGCUGUGAGUGUAAACGCUUGUGUUGACGUCAUUGCUGUGGCAGACGACAAUGUUUUUGAUAUUUUACUUGGAACGCUAGCAGAAGAUAUUACAGCAAAGCGAAAUUCAAAGAGUAUUUUAAAAUAUAGAUGGGUAUUUCAUAUACCUAUUUUCUGUGUUCUAUAUCAUAAACCGAAAUUGAUAAUAAAGUUUGGGGAGUUUCGGCGGAAUUUGGGUGACAUAUAUGGAGUUAACACUGUACCUGUCCUAGGUCACAACUGCAACGUUAUUGACCUUGCAGAUGCUUUAAAGUUUGAUGAAUGCACAAAAGAAUUGCUAAAAGUAUAUGAAGUGGAUAAAACAGACAUGCGUGACGUAAACCAAUCUGACGUAUUUGCUGCUUUACUUAACAUUGGAAAAUUACAUGAGAUUUUGGCAAUGAACGGUGUACUUGAAAGAACUAUAAAGCGUCUUUGCGAAAAUGGGCGGGACAUCCGUGCACGUAAUUCACGAGGGAAAUCUGUUCUGCACGAGGCUGUUUUGAAUAUGUCGUCGUUUGAGGUGUUUGAUACAAUCAUUUCUCAAGGUGGAGAUGUUGACAGUACAGACCACUAUGGAAUAACUGCGUUAUUAAGUUUUAUUUCUAAAGCCAUAUAUUACAGGUCUCGUAUGCCAGAAGUUGUGAAAAUUUUGAAAUUAUUGUUAUCUCAGAAUCCAUGUAUUAUAUCGAAUACAGACGUUAUAAAGAAAGCGAUAGAAUAUGAUAAAAGAAAAUGCCACGAUGUAUUCGAUAAAACUUCACCAGACGAUGUCGAAACUCAUUACGAGGCUCAAAGGACUUCUGAAAAAUACACCAUUGCAAAAGAAAUGUGUCUUUUACCAUGGUUGUACAAAUACGGGUUUCCUGUUUCACAAACGGACAUAGAUGAAAUAGAGCUCGAAAUCCCCGGAUAUAAAACCGUUUUUGACAUAAACUUAAAUAGUCCGCGCUGUUUGAAAGACAUAACCCGUCUCAAUAUACGCGAGACUUAUCAAGGUAAAAGACUGUUUACAGUAAUCAAUGCCAUUCCAAUUCCGAACUGUAUUAAAGAUUAUAUCUUAAUGCAACAAUUCAACUGCUCUGGAUGAAAAUGCAAGUUAGUGUAUAUAUAGAUCCAUUCCUUGAAUGAAGGAGUAUUGAAAUAUUAAGUGUUCCAUAUGUACAUAUACAGGGCAUGAGUUGGCACUGAAAAUAAACACAACAAAGACAGUUAUAGUAAAUAUAAAGACAGUUUAUUUAAAUGAUUCUAGCGACAAUUAUCAUUGUUACAUAUAAAAAAUACAUGUAUAUAAAUAC